Molecule: messenger RNA, 1823 nt
Organism: Pteronotus mesoamericanus
Lineage: Eukaryota; Metazoa; Chordata; Mammalia; Chiroptera; Mormoopidae
Gene: ARHGEF4
Product: Rho guanine nucleotide exchange factor 4
Exons: 11
Coding region: 254-1708 (484 amino acids)
Molecular function (GO): guanyl-nucleotide exchange factor activity; protein binding
Source: RefSeq, a predicted model, not a curated record
AUGCUCCGGCCGCGGGGUGUGGGGGCGAGUCCGCCGCCGCCUCGGAGCCCCGCCAGGAGCCAUCCCCGACGGAGGCCUGGACGCGGCCGUCCACGCGGACAAGACCGGGAGCGAGGAGGACCUUUACGAAGACGUGCACGGCUCCGGCCACCACUACAGCCACCCUGGCGGGGGCGGGGAGCAGCUGGCCAUCAACGAGCUCAUCAGCGAUGGCGGUGUGGUCUGUGCGGAAGCGCUCUGGGACCACGUCACCAUGGACGACCAGGAGCUGGGCUUCCAGGCGGGGGACGUCGUGGAAGUGAUGGACGCCACCCACCGGGAGUGGUGGUGGGGCCGCGUGGCCGGCGGCGAGGGCUGGUUUCCGGCCGGCUUCGUGCGGCUGCGGGUGAACCAGGACGAGCCCGCGGACGACGAGGCGCUGCGUGCCGGGGUGGGCGGGGCGGAGGACGGCACGGCGGGUGCGCAGAGCAGCGUCAGGGACCAGAUGCGCACCAACGUCAUCCGGGAGAUCCUCAGCACCGAGCGCGACUACAUCAAGCACCUGCGCGACAUCUGCGAGGGCUACAUCAGGCAGUGUCGCAAGCGCGCCGACAUGUUCAGCGAGGAGCAGCUGCGCACCAUCUUCGGCAACAUCGAGGACAUCUACCGGUGCCACGCGGCCUUCGUGAAGGCGCUGGAGCAGAGGUUCAACAGGGAGCACCCGCACCUGAGCGAACUGGGCGCCUGCUUCCUGGAGCACCAAGCGCACUUCCAGAUCUACUCGGACUACUGCAACAACCACCCCGACGCCUGCGCGGAGCUGUCCCGGCUCGCCCGGCUCAGCAAGUACACGUACUUCUUCGAGGCCUGCCGGCUGCUGCAGAGGAUGAUCGACAUCUCGCUGGACGGCUUCCUGCUGACGCCCGUGCAGAAGAUCUGCCAGUACCCGCUGCAGCUGGCCGAGCUGCUCAAGUACACGCACCCCCAGCACCGGGAUUUCAAAGACGUGGAGGCCGCCUUAGACGCCAUGAAGAAGGUGGCCCGGCUCAUCAACGAGCGGAAGCGGAGGCUCGAGAACAUCGACAAGAUUGCGCAGUGGCAGAGCUCGGUAGAGGGCUGGGAGGGGGAAGACCUCCUGGCGCGGAGCUCCGAGCUCAUCCACUCGGGGGAGCUGGCGCUCGUCACCCUGGUGCCGGCCAAGAGCCAGCAGAGGGUCUUCUUUCUCUUCGACCACCAGCUCAUCUACUGCAAGAAGGACCUCCUCCGCCGCGACGUGCUGUACUAUAAGGGCCGCGUGGACCUGGGCGGCCUGGAGGUGGAGGAUGUGGAGGACUGCAAGGACCGGGACCUGCAUGUGAGCGUCAAGAACGCCUUCCGGCUGCGCUGCAGCGCCACCGGCGAGAGUCACCUGCUGUGUGCCAGGAAGCCUGAGCAGAAGCAGCGCUGGCUCCAGGCCUUCGCCAGGGAGAGGCAGCAGGUGCGGCUGGACCAGGAGACAGGCUUCUCCAUCACCGAGCUACAGCGGAGGCAGGCCAUGCUGAAAGCCAAUAAGCUGCAGGCGGCCGGGAAGCCCAAAGCCCUCGGCCGGCCCUACUACCUGAUGCGCCAGAAGCCCCCGGCGCUGCCCGCCAGCGUGCCCCAGCCGCAGGUGCUGGUGCUGGCGGAGCCCAAACGGAAGCCGUCCACCUUCUGGCACAGCCUCAGCCGGCUGGCGCCCUUCCGCAAGUGAGCCCGCGCCCCCCGCCGCACUGUCCGGACCUGCUCUGCCAGCUCCCCGCCCCGGGCCCACCCGCGGCCCCUGUCCCGCUGCAGACCCGAGUGAGUGGGGCUGAGCGAGGGCGGGG